CGCCGAGGCCGAGGGCGCGAAGAUCGACGCCAGCAAGAACGAGGAGGACGAAGGCCAUUCAAACUCCUCCCCACGACACACUGAAGCAGCGACGGCACAGCGGGAAGAAUGGAAAAUGUUUAUAGGCGGCCUUAGCUGGGACACUACAAAGAAAGAUCUGAAGGACUACUUCUCCAAAUUUGGUGAAGUUGUAGACUGCACUCUGAAGUUAGAUCCUAUCACAGGGCGAUCGAGGGGUUUUGGCUUUGUGCUAUUUAAAGAGUCGGAGAGUGUAGAUAAGGUCAUGGAUCAGAAAGAACAUAAAUUGAAUGGGAAGGUGAUUGAUCCUAAAAGGGCCAAAGCCAUGAAAACAAAAGAACCUGUUAAAAAAAUAUUUGUUGGUGGCCUUUCUCCAGAUACACCUGAAGAGAAAAUAAGGGAGUACUUUGGUGGUUUUGGUGAGGUGGAAUCCAUAGAGCUCCCGAUGGACAACAAGACCAACAAGAGGCGUGGGUUUUGCUUUAUAACCUUUAAGGAAGAGGAACCCGUGAAGAAGAUAAUGGAAAAGAAAUACCACAAUGUUGGUCUUAGUAAAUGUGAAAUCAAAGUAGCCAUGUCCAAGGAACAGUAUCAGCAGCAGCAACAGUGGGGAUCUCGAGGAGGGUUUGCAGGAAGAGCUCGUGGAAGAGGUGGUGGCCCCAGUCAAAACUGGAACCAGGGAUAUAGUAACUAUUGGAAUCAAGGCUAUGGCAACUAUGGAUAUAACAGCCAAGGUUACGGUGGUUAUGGAGGAUAUGACUACACUGGUUACAACAACUACUAUGGAUAUGGUGAUUAUAGCAACCAGCAGAGUGGUUAUGGGAAAGUAUCCAGGCGAGGUGGUCAUCAAAAUAGCUACAAACCAUACUAAAUUAUUCCAUUUGCAACUUAUCCCCAACAGGUUGUGAAGCAGUAUUUUCCAAUUUGAAGAUUCAUUUGAUGGUGGCUCCUGCCACCUGCUAAUAGCAGUUCAAACUAAAUUUUUUGUAUCAAGUCCCCGAAUGGAAGUAUGACGUUGGGUCCCUCUGAAGUUUUAAUUCUGAGUUCUCAUUAAAAGAAAUUUGCUUUCAUUGUUUUAUUUCUUAAUUGCUAUGCUUCAGAAUCAAUUUGUGUUCUAUGCCCUCCUUCCUCCCCUGAGUAUUGUAGAGCAAGUCUUGUGUUAAAAGCCCAGUGUGACAGUGUCAUGAUGUAGUAGUGUCUUACUGGUUUUUUAAUAAAUCCUUUUGUAUAAAAA
Molecule: messenger RNA, 1252 nt
Organism: Suncus etruscus (white-toothed pygmy shrew)
Lineage: Eukaryota; Metazoa; Chordata; Mammalia; Eulipotyphla; Soricidae
Gene: HNRNPD
Product: heterogeneous nuclear ribonucleoprotein D
Exons: 9
Coding region: 116-889 (257 amino acids)
Biological process (GO): regulation of gene expression
Cellular component (GO): nucleoplasm
Molecular function (GO): RNA binding
Source: RefSeq, a predicted model, not a curated record